Molecule: messenger RNA, 543 nt
Organism: Glycine soja
Lineage: Eukaryota; Viridiplantae; Streptophyta; Magnoliopsida; Fabales; Fabaceae
Exons: 1
Coding region: 1-543 (180 amino acids)
Source: RefSeq, a predicted model, not a curated record
AUGAAGCAAAAAUAUGAAGGAACAAACCGAGUCAAGUGUGUUCAUCUCCAGGCUUUGCGAAAGGAGUUUGAAACUGCCCACAUGAAGGAAGGAGAAUUAGUGAAUGAGUACCUUGCUCGUGCUCUUGUCAUCAGUAACAAGAUGAAAGCCAAUGGUGAAGAUGUGAAAGACGUUGCUGUGGUGGAAAAGGUUUUAAGGUCAAUGACACCAAAGUUCAAUUAUGUUGUGUGUUCAAUUGAAGAAUCCAAGGAUACGAGUAUGCUGUCGAUUGAUGAGCUACAGAGCAGUUUGCUUGUGCAUGAACAAUGCAUGACUAAUACUGUCCAUGAAGAAGAACAUGCUCUGAAGGUGACUCAUGGUAGCCAAUAUGCUGGUCCUGCUAGACGCGGAAGAGGGCGUUGGAAUUUUGGAGGUAGAGGUUGUGGACAAAGUAGGCAAAAUGUUGAUAAAGCAACUGUGGAAUGCUAUAAUUGUCACAAGCUCAGGCACUUUCAAUGGGAAUGUAAGAAAGGGGUGGAAAAUUUUGCAGAAAGUCAGGCAUAG